This is a messenger RNA of Blepharisma stoltei, 360 nucleotides long. Lineage: Eukaryota; Ciliophora; Heterotrichea; Heterotrichida; Blepharismidae. The record is from the annotation of a GenBank genome assembly.
AUGGCAACAUUAAAGGCAGAAGCUCUUUUUAAUGCAAUGGGUGAUCAUCUCAGAGCAACAGGGGCAAAAUUGGUCAAGCAAAUAGGCGCAAUUUACCAUCUUGAAAUUCUUCCAAAGCCAGGAGAUGAGCCUGUUGUCUUUACGAUUGAUCUCAAAAAUGGAUCUGGAUCAAUGACCAAAGGAAGAGUCGGGUCUGCUGAUGCAACUUUCACUAUGACUGAUGAUAACUUCAUGGCUAUUGCACAAGGAAGGAUAAAUCCACAAGUUGCUUUUAUGCAAGGAAAGAUGAAAAUCAAAGGAGAUAUGGCCCAUGCAACAAAAUUCACUCCUGACAUUUUGCCUAAAACCCCUAAACUUUAA